AUGGAGUCCGUCCACAUAGAUUCGUUUCGCGAAGACCAGCCGCUCAUCGCCUCCAUUGCCAUAGCUACCCGGGCCGUGCAUGCACGGGUUAACAGGCUAAUCAUCGCACGCCUGCCUCUGGCCCUACCUCCCCAUGCGGGAGACCCGGCUCUUUACCUCUCCGGCAUUCUUCACAUUGCACCCAUCUACACGACCUUCGAGGCUCAAUGGCAAAGUAUCAACACAACGGCACCCCAAGCCGCCUUUUUUGAGGCUCGCCCCGACGGCUUCCAUUCGCAGGUACCGGACGAGCCCAAGUCGUCGGAGAUGAACAAGUUGUAUCGAUCCUCGUCAAAUUGUGAACGUGUGCAAAACUUGCUCAAGAAAAUGUACCUGCCGGGUUUGAUGCGUUCUGAACGACUCCGAACCGACAUUCGAGCCAUGACGGGCUGGUCCGACCGUGCCAUCGACGAGCAGCUACAGGCCAUCAGCCGGACGGGCCAUCUUGCCGAGUUUGUCGGUCACAUCGCGCGCGCCGUGACGAACCGACCGCACGUGCUUCUGGCCUAUUCAUAUAUCAUGUACAUGGCGCUUUUUGCCGGCGGUCGCUUCAUAGCCGCCUCUCUCGAGGCCGCUGGUCAGGAUUUCUGGAACGAGCAGCCGUCUCCCGAAAAUUCAAUCUGGCACUCGUUGAGCAACGGGGAAACGGCUGACGAGGCGUACCGCCCAUCCCCGCCGGUCCGAUUCUUCCACUUUGACACACUGACGGACGGGGAAGACCUGAAGCAGGAGUAUAAGCAGCGCCUGGCCGACUCAGAGGUGAUGCUGACGACCCGCGAGAAACGCGACAUUGUCCAGGAGGCUGUUUGCAUUUUCGAAAACAUUAUCCUGCUGACAGCACAGCUGGACCUGGCGUGCUCCCUGAUGGGGCAGGAGACCAUGGAGCGGAGCGAUUCUGUGCAUUCUUUCUCGAGUAUCCUCGGGAGUAACCUAUUCAACCGCUUCCGCGACAGCAUUGUCGUCACCAAGGAGCGUCGAGAGCGCGCAUUCGCCAAGACCAGAUCGGCAAGGCAGUCUAGCGCAAGCUCAGCCUCGGCUCACCUAACUUCCUUGUCUGAACCAGAAAUACAGAUGUGUCCAGCGUUGAAAAAGUCUGUACGAUUCGAAGCGGCGCCGACCUGUCCCGUGCGCAGCCGCGAGGGUUCAAUCCACUCCGGCACCUCGCCGCCCGAGAGCCUCAACAUGGCUUCGAUACGGUUGCAGGCUGUCAGUGUCGUCAAUUGGAUGCUUGUUGCCGUAGUGGGCAUCAUGUUCCUCGGAGCGAUGCUGACUGGCCAUCGUGGUACCAUAUAG
Messenger RNA from Drechmeria coniospora, 1332 nucleotides. RefSeq lists its product as uncharacterized. Bases 1 to 1332 code for a protein of 443 amino acids. The transcript has a single exon. Gene Ontology annotation, biological process: heme oxidation. Gene Ontology annotation, molecular function: heme oxygenase (decyclizing) activity. NCBI's taxonomy places the organism in Eukaryota, Fungi, Ascomycota, Sordariomycetes, Hypocreales, Ophiocordycipitaceae. The record is from RefSeq and is a predicted model, not a curated record.